AUGACCAGGAAUCCAAAAGAUGUCGAGCACGGUCAGAUCCAGCUCAAGACCAAACCGUCCUCAAACCUCCACUACAGCUUCAUGCCAGGGGACUUGCAUAGUAAAAUAUUGGUCGUGUUUCUGAACGGCCUCAUCUUACCGCAGUCAUCGUGGGAAGAGACAAUUCUUCAAACAAAGCUCAAGACGCAAAAGGCCGGUGCAACACGACCACAUCUAUUAUCCUACGAUCGAUAUGGACAAGGUCUUUCCGACAAAGAUCCGAAUGGUGAUCAUGAUAUGUUGGAUGCUGUUCAUGACCUCCAUGAUUUCCUCGUCGAAUCCAGCGAGAAGAAACUUGACUUCAAUCUAUUCUCUGCACCUGGGCAAUUGAUCUUCGUAUGUAAUUCCAUCGGUUGCGCAAUAGCACGAUUAUUCGCUACCGAGUAUCCUGGCAAGGUCUCUGGCUUCCUGUUCUUAGAUUCGAUCAUGGCACACGUUGAUCUGGUGGAACUUUGGCCUAAUCCUGAUGCUCCUGGUUUUGAGGAGAGCGAGUUGCCUGCAGGUACAACAGUGGAUCAACUGCGCAGCGUGAGACAGAGCUACCGGCAGCGAUUCCACGCCUCCGUGCCUAAUCCUGAAGGACUGAAUAGGCAGACGCUCAGUACACUGUUGCCACACGCGGACUCCCCGAAGCUAGAAGGAGCCCCUAUGAUUACAGUGAUCGGUCACGACUGGGACAGAUUUGCCGAGGAGAAUGAGAAAAGUUUUGGUGUGCCCAAAGUGCUUGUUAUGAGAUACGUCAAUCCAGUCUGGCACGAGUAUAAUAACAACCUUGCCACACUGACCAAAAGUGACAAGAGUAGGGGUCCGAUCAUCGCUGAAGGAUGUGGUCAUUUCAUCCAGAAAGACGAUCCCGUGUUCGUUGCCGAUGAGGUGUGCAAACUUCUACAAAGACUUGGUUUGUGA
Aureobasidium subglaciale EXF-2481 is the source of this 945-nucleotide messenger RNA. RefSeq lists its product as uncharacterized. NCBI's taxonomy places the organism in Eukaryota, Fungi, Ascomycota, Dothideomycetes, Dothideales, Saccotheciaceae. Bases 1 to 945 code for a protein of 314 amino acids. The record is from RefSeq and is a predicted model, not a curated record. The transcript is spliced from 2 exons.